AUGAGUGCUGAGGCUUCAACGGCGGCGGAUGCGUCGGCGAAGAAGUUGACGCCGGUGUAUUUUGUGUCGCAUGGUGGGCCAAAUGUAAUGUUCGAGACCGAACACCCCGCGUUUGGGAAGCUCCAGGCAAUUGGAAGGGAGAUCACGCAGAAGGUGAAGCCAAAGGCCGUCGUUGUGUUUUCGGCGCAUUGGCAGGCGGGACGCAGCUCGGUCGAGGUGAAUACUGCGGAGUUUACAGAGCUGAUCUAUGACUACUACGGCUUCCCAAGCCACUACUACAAAGUAAAGUACCCCAAUGUCGGGUCCAAGGAGCUCGGGGAGAAGAUUAUCGGCCUGCUGAAGGACGCUGGAAUCUCUGCGGAGCCCACAAAGCGUGGCCUUGAUCAUGGUGUUUUCGCACCUUUCACUUGCAUGUUCCACCCCGAAGACAACCCACUGGGCGUCCCCCUAGUCCAAGUCUCCCUCUUCGGGAACGAAGACCCCAACAAGCACUACGAGCUCGGCAAAGCCGUGUCCAAACUGCGCUCCGAGGGCGUCGUUGUCAUCGGCUCCGGCAUGGCCGUCCACAACCUCCGCGACUUCAGACUCGCAAUGAUGUCCCCGGGCCCGCUCGAGUACUCCAAGACAUUCGAUGCGGCGCUCAAGGACACUGUGGUGAAUGUGGGCUCGGGCGAGGAGCGCAAGACGAAGCUGGCGGAGGUGAUGAAGAGGAGUGAUGCGAGGAAGGCGCAUCCGACUUUUGAGCAUCUGCUGCCGAUACAUAUUGCCUCGGGCGCGGCCGGCGAUGAUAAGGCGACGCAGCUGUGGACCAUGCCCGAGGGGAGUAUGAGUUGGGCGCAGUAUCGCUUUGGGGAGGUGUCGUUGGUGGCUUAG
Messenger RNA from Morchella sextelata, 873 nucleotides. RefSeq lists its product as uncharacterized. The record is from RefSeq and is a predicted model, not a curated record. Gene Ontology annotation, molecular function: zinc ion binding; ferrous iron binding; oxidoreductase activity, acting on single donors with incorporation of molecular oxygen. Bases 1 to 873 code for a protein of 290 amino acids. NCBI's taxonomy places the organism in Eukaryota, Fungi, Ascomycota, Pezizomycetes, Pezizales, Morchellaceae. The transcript has 4 exons.